AUCGGCCACACAUUAAGACAAAAUGAUUCGUUUAGCUCGCUGACCGGUCUGUUUUGGUAAAGUGCUGGUUAAUAAUGGGUGUAUUUGGUUGUCAACACCACUACGGUUACGGGGAGGUGUCGCUUGUGUUUUAACAUCGUUUCGCUGACGAGCUAUUGAACCGUGAAGUCUGAAGCUGUGAAUAUCUCGCUAACUUUACCGAACUCUUCGGUCUCCAGGCGGGAGGAGCUAAUAGCCGAGGGACUGCUAGCCGACGAGUCCAUCCAACAUGGCCAACUAGUCCGGGGUUGGUCGACCUUCUGCUCCAGGUAAGUCAUACGCUUUAAACCUUAAAAGCCACCAGCCAGUGACCUGACGAGUGUAAACCCCGUUCGGCGUCUUGUCCAGUGACCUAACAUGUUUGUAAAACGAACGUUAAGGUUUCAUGCUAGCAAGCUGUAGCUGCUAGAUGACGUUAGCUUCACGGCUAGCACUUUUCUACGGAAGCGUUGUGUUUCCAACUCUCGCGUAAAUAGGCGUUUGUCUAACGUUAUGUACUCAACGACGUGGCUUUUAUUCAGACGAAGAUCGACGUUAAAAUACCCUCUUACUCAAAUAACGUUGGGUGAUAGUUGUUGAGGUCCGCAUCUUGUUCUCCUGUAUGAAAGCCGGUCAACGUUUGGUUUCGCUGCCCCUUCGCGUGCCAACGUGUUCGUCUGAGCAGCGGGAGCGUUUUUGUGGCAAUAGUGGUCACCACUUCAAGUCCAAGCCUGACCGUGAGGAUGGAGACAAUCCGCCCAUGACCUCCUUUGGGGUUGCCGUGCGAGGCCUUCCCCUGGCCUUGGCUUCCAUGACACAGGCUACCGCCGCCGACUCGCGCUUCCACCCUAAAUGGCGGGCGAUCACUGUGGCGACCCUGCUGGCUUUGGUGCUCAUGUUGUACCUGCACCGUGCAGGAGAAGACAGAGACACUGCCGACGGAGGUCACCAACGCCACAGGGUUGACGAUAUGAAAAUGCACAGUGAGGAUGUCAUCUUCACCGACAGGCAAAAUGCUCGAAGCAUACGCCGCCAUCAGAGGAGCGAGCAACCAUACAACGACACAUACCCUUUGAGUCCGCCAGAGAAGACCCAGCACGGCAUCCGCUACCGUAUCGGCGUGAUCGCGGAUCUGGACACGGCGUCGCGUAGCUCAAAAGACCAGACGUGGUUCAGCUACAUGAAAAGAGGUCACCUGACCGUUUCAGACAGCGCUGACAGGCUGGAGGUGGAGUGGGAUGCUGAGACAGUCACACUGGAGAGUCAUCUAGCUGAGAAGGGACGAGGUAUGGAGCUGUCUGAGCUGGUGGCGUUCAACGGGCACCUAUACAGCGUGGACGACCGCACGGGCGUGGUGUACAGGAUCGAAGGCAGCCAGGCCGUCCCCUGGGUCAUUCUGCCCGACGGGGACGGCUCGGUCUCCAAAGGAUUCAAGGCAGAGUGGCUGGCAGUGAAAGAUGAGCACCUGUAUGUUGGCGGGCUGGGCAAAGAGUGGACCACGACCUCGGGGGAAGUCGUCAACAACCACCCGGAGUGGGUGAAGGUUGUCGGCCACCGCGGCGAUGUGCAGCACGAGAACUGGGUGCCGUACUACAACGCCCUGCGCAGCGCAGCAGGGAUACAACCACCAGGCUACCUUAUCCAUGAAUCAGCGGCGUGGAGCGAGCGCCUCCAGCGCUGGUUCUUUCUCCCUCGCCGCGCCAGUCACGAGCACUACGAGGAGACUGCAGACGAGCGGCGGGGCACCAACCUCCUCCUCUACUGCCCCGCCGACUUCAGCCAGAUAACGGUGCGGCACGUCGGCCCGCUGAACCCAACCCACGGCUUCUCCUCGUUCAAAUUUGUUCCGGACACGGACGAUCAGAUCAUUGUGGCCCUGAAAUCUGAGGAGGACGCAGGCCGGGUAGCCACCUACAUAACCGCCUUCACGCUUGACGGGCGGGUGCUGAUGCCCGAGACAGAGAUAGGGAAGGUGAAGUUUGAAGGACUGGAGUUUAUCUAACAAGGGCAAACCUGACGAAGAUUAACAAACAGACUUUGUGUUACAUUCCCAUCUUAGUUUGUGCAAUAUGGGGUAUGACCCAAAAUGAUAUAUUUCAUGAUCAUAUAUUGUGUGAUGAUUGAGAGGAACGGUAGAUCAUCACCGUGGGAGACAUGACCAGUGUCACCAGUAAUUGAGUUUUGUGCAGCUGGUUUGGGCGCCAGACACAAACAUCCACACCUUUCAAAAUGAGAAACCACCAAUAUAGAGUAAGCCGUCGGUUGAUCAAACACCAGGUGAUGUGGAUCUACGUUCCUGCAGCCAAACUCUGCUGGUCAGACACUCAGGGGAAUAAACAGGAUUACUUAUUACAAAGAAUGAUGAUAAAUAUGAAACUCGCAUCACUUUGUGUUUGAACUCACUCUGCAAUUAGCUUUAUAUUGAUAUAAUAACCGCUCGAGCAACUUGUUCCAUGUUUUUUUCAGCAGGUCCACCCCAAAUAUUUUCACAUAUUUUAGUAAACUAAAUAUUUGUUUUCUCAAGGCAGAGAAGUGAAACACCAGCUAUUUUAUUUAAACUGAAACCAUAAAUGUUACUUUUAUAUCCUUUUAAAAUACAUAAUAAAAUUAUG
This is a messenger RNA of Gasterosteus aculeatus aculeatus (three-spined stickleback), 2630 nucleotides long. NCBI's taxonomy places the organism in Eukaryota, Metazoa, Chordata, Actinopteri, Perciformes, Gasterosteidae. The record is from RefSeq and is a predicted model, not a curated record.